Gastrolobium bilobum is the source of this 1079-nucleotide messenger RNA. RefSeq lists its product as uncharacterized. Gene Ontology annotation, cellular component: cytoplasm; eukaryotic translation initiation factor 3 complex. Gene Ontology annotation, molecular function: RNA binding; translation initiation factor activity. Bases 30 to 902 code for a protein of 290 amino acids. NCBI's taxonomy places the organism in Eukaryota, Viridiplantae, Streptophyta, Magnoliopsida, Fabales, Fabaceae. The record is from RefSeq and is a predicted model, not a curated record. The transcript is spliced from 2 exons.
CGAUUCGGCGGCAGUGGCAGAAAGCAACGAUGGCGAAGCAUACGGAAGCGGCGAAGAUUCUAUGGGGGGAGAUGGAGGAGGACGACGGCGAGGAUCUGGACUUUCUUCUUCCGGAUAAACAGGUAAUAGGGCCAGAUCAGAACGGCAUAAAGAAAGUGAUAGAGUACAGGUUCAACGAAGACGGCAACAAGGUCAAGAUAACCACCACCACUCGCAUCCGCAAGCUCGCCAACGCACGCCUCAGCAAACGCGCCGUCGAGCGCCGCUCCUGGCCCAAGUUCGGCGACGCCGUUCAAGAGGAUGUCGGUAGUAGGCUCACCAUGGUCUCCACCGAAGAGAUCGUCCUCGAGCGUCCCAAGCCUCUUGGUGCAAAAACUGAGGAACCGACGGUGGCUGGAGAUCCAUUAGCUCAAUUUCAGAAAGGUGCUGUUCUUAUGGUCUGUAGGACUUGUGGGAAGAAGGGUGACCAUUGGACUUCAAGGUGUCCAUACAAGGAUCUUGCCGCACCAUCCGAGGGAUUUGUUGAUAAGCCUCCUGCGUCUGAUGCUGCCACUGCUGCUCCGGGUUCAACUAAGGGCGCAUAUGUGCCUCCCGGAUUGAGGGCCGGUGCUGAGAGGACUACUGGAUCAGACAUGCGGCGUAGGAAUGAUGAGAAUUCUGUGCGGGUCACUAACCUCUCAGAGGACACGAGGGAGCCUGAUUUGCAUGAACUGUUUCGCCCUUUUGGUGCUGUGAGCAGAGUCUAUGUUGCUAUUGAUCAAAAAACUGGUAUGAGCAGAGGUUUUGGCUUUGUUAACUUCGUUAACAGGGAAGAUGCUCAAAGAGCUAUUAGCAAACUCAAUGGAUAUGGCUACGACAAUCUCAUCCUUCGAGUUGAAUGGGCCACCCCAAGGACAAACUAGAUUUUGUUUUUAUUUGCCUUAUCCCUUGAAACCUGUCUUGAAGUUCUAUAUUUGGCAAGAGUAUUGUAUCAUCUACAUCUUUUGAGAAUUUUAUUUAAAUUUUCAAGAUCUCUUGCGAGGUUUUUUUGUGGUUCAUAAAUAUCAAUUUCCCCUUGCUGGUCAUUUUAUAAUAGAAAU